Messenger RNA from Microthlaspi erraticum, 258 nucleotides. The record is from the annotation of a GenBank genome assembly. Lineage: Eukaryota; Viridiplantae; Streptophyta; Magnoliopsida; Brassicales; Brassicaceae.
AUGGAUUGGGGACGGACUCAUUGGGUGGGACUCGUAAUCAAUCUACUGUGCGCGAGUAUUGAGAUAUACGACUCGUACACCCCUUUCGCCCCGUCAGACGCGGACGUGGAUCAGCACAUGGAACCCCUACUUGUAACAUUGCCAUGGGUUCUGAAGCGAUACCUCAAAGAUAAGUUCUCCGGGACCAUUUCUACAGCCCCGUACGCGAUGGACACAUACGAGGAGUUCAUAGGCAACCCAGAGGUGGCUAACGGAUGA